AAGAAGGAGCUCUUGGGAAAUGCCAUCGCUGGGAGUGCCGCGAGCGCGCCUCAUACCCUCACAAUGACCGCUGGAGGUCUCACUCCUGAGAAAGACAAAACACAUUACACGCAUUUAUUGUAGCAUCUGUAUGGGUUUACAACAUCUGAUCUGCACUAGACUGACUGCUCCACUAUUCAGCCAGCCUCCGCUAAAAAAAAAAUGACAGCCUUCUCCUGAGUUGUUCAGGCGCGUUAACUUUGAACAAAUUCAGUGAGGCACGUCCCGGCGGAAAUCUUACUUUCGAUGCAUGAGAGUUUGAGGUUUUCAGCCACUGAACAGGCAGCAUCUGGGCUGAAUCAUUUGCAUUAUGGCUUCGGAUCAAGAAAGCAACAGGCAGCGUUUGAAACAGCUUCUGGGGAAACCUGGGAAUGGAAACUGUGCCGACUGCGGGGCUGCAAAUCCAGAGUGGGCAUCCUAUACCCUGGGAGUGUUUGUGUGUCUCAGCUGCUCCGGCCUUCAUAGAAACAUUGCUCAGAUCAGCAAGGUAAAAUCUGUCCUGCUGGAUCCCUGGAGCUCCACUGAGUUGGAGUUUAUGGACUCUGUGGGCAACAAUGCUGCCAAGGCCAAAUAUGAACAGAUAGUUCCUGCCUUCUACUACAGACCUACACACAAAGACUGCACACUCCUGCGGGAACAAUGGAUCCGAGCCAAGUACGAGAGGAAAGAAUUCUUGUGUGUAGAGAGGCAGGAGCCCUACUCGGCAGGCUACAGAGAGGGGUUUCUAUGGAAACGAGGCAGAGACAAAGGACAGUACCUCAGCCGGAAAUUUAUUCUGUCUGAACGGGAAGGUGUUUUGAAGUACUUCAUCAAGCACGAUGCCAGAGAGCCUAAAACGAUAAUGAAGAUCAAUACUUUGAAUGCCACUUUCCAACCAACAAAAAUCGGUACUGCCAAUGGUCUGCAGAUAACCUAUUUGAAGGACAACAGCACUAGGAAUAUCUUUGUUUACCAGGAGGAUGGAAAGGAAAUGGUGGACUGGUUCAACGCCAUCAGAGCAGCCAGGUUUCACUACAUGCAGGUGGCAUUUCCUGGAGCUUCCACCUCUGAAUUGUUACCAAAGCUAACCAGGAACUUCGUAAAGGAGGGAUACAUGGAGAAGACUGGUCCAAAGCACACAGAGGGUUUCAAGAAGAGAUGGUUCACCUUGGAUGACAGGAGGCUCAUGUACUUCAAAGAUCCACUGGAUGCCUAUGCACGAGGCGAGGUGUUCAUUGGAAGCAGUGAAAACAGCUAUACAACGCUGCCCGGCCUCCCGCCGAACAUUCAGGGCUACCAUUGGCAGUUUGGAAUUACCAUAGUUACCCCAGACAGGAAGUUUCUACUUGUGUGCGAGACUGAAGAGGAUCAGAAAGAUUGGAUCGCUGCAUUACAGACUGUUAUCAACAGACCAAUGCUGCCCCAGGAGUAUGCAGUGCAGGCCUAUUUUAAGCACAAACCGUGACUUAGUGUUUGAAAACCUGUUGGUGCAUGGAGUGGAGCUGGAGGAACAAAAGAACCUCAGAUGUGUACUUGAUAUCUUAAAAUGGUUAGUCUUUAUAAAGACUUAAAGGUGACAGAGAAAAAGACCUAAAGGUCUACCUGCCAUCCUGCUCAAUGUUAUGUGCCAGAUCCAUUUCUUACGGAGUCCCAAUCACUCCUAAGCUCAUGAAUGUUAGCCUAACUCACUCAUCUGUUACAAGAUAUGACUUACACAAUUAAGAGGUCAGUCAUCCUGACCUGAAGGCACAUGUUAUGUUAGUAGGAAUCAAAUAUUAAAAGGUGUUUUCUCCAUUGUCAUUGACAUAGUAGUAUCUAAUUUGCUGUUGUUUGCUGUUGCCAAGCACUGCAGGUAAAAUUAUUAUUUAAUAAUUGUUAUUUUUGCUUUGUUUUUACAAUUCAAGCAGCUGAAUGUAAAUUGCUGUGUGCACUGUUUAUCACAUUUAAGAAUUUUCUUGCGUUACUUUGUUUCUCCUUUUUGUAAAACUUUAUAGAAAUUGUGAUGCAUAUUAGCAUUUACUUUCCUUAUUAUUCCAGAAGAGGGAGACAGAGGAAAGGUGUUAAACUUACUAUUACUAAUGCACUGAACUCACUGUGGAGUUGUAUAGGAGAAUCUGUGUAAGUGAAACUGAAAUGUCAUCUAUUAAAAGGGUAAAAGCCA
Molecule: messenger RNA, 2179 nt
Organism: Etheostoma spectabile (orangethroat darter)
Lineage: Eukaryota; Metazoa; Chordata; Actinopteri; Perciformes; Percidae
Product: arf-GAP with dual PH domain-containing protein 1
Exons: 11
Coding region: 350-1483 (377 amino acids)
Biological process (GO): positive regulation of GTPase activity
Cellular component (GO): plasma membrane; cytoplasm; intracellular membrane-bounded organelle
Molecular function (GO): phosphatidylinositol-3,4,5-trisphosphate binding; phosphatidylinositol bisphosphate binding; GTPase activator activity
Source: RefSeq, a predicted model, not a curated record